AUGUCAGUUGCCAAUGUACCCAAAGUCAUUGCUUUGGACGAAGAGCCUCUUUUUCCACAAUUUCACAAUUUACCACCAGAGCUUCGCCUACACAUCUGGAAAUACGCUCUUCCAAAUGGUCGAACACUCAGAGUCAAAGUUGACGCAUAUGACGAUUCACGAGUGUCUCUCCUGGGAAACUUUUCCGCCAUUCCCACCAUCUUUCAUGUCAACUUAGAAGCCCGACAAUUAGCAUUGAGCAUUUGUCGAAAUGGGCUUGGACCAGAUACAGAAGAGUCGGACUUCUAUUGGAAUCCAAAUACCGAUACCGUCUACUUCCCUCCAUCUGCAUCUUGGACAAACGGCAUACUGGAACAACAUCUGUUUAAAGACAACGUUCCAUCGUCUCAUAGAAAUGGUGGCAUAAUGCCUGUAGUACAGCACGUUGCAUUUCCGCUUAAUGUAUGGCUAGCACAAGGUCUCUAUCUAGAACCACUACCAGCCUGCUGGCUCCUAGACUGGCUGCACCAAUUCCCCUCCCUCAAAUCCCUCACUCUCCUCAUCGAACCCUACGACCAAUGGGUCGGCCUCCCAAACACCAGCAUCAUCUACUACUCACCCCUCGACAUCCCCGUCCAACAACUCCUAAAUACCAAACCCUCAGUCAUCACAUCUCAAGUCAAGAAAUCCCUAGAAGCAUACAGAGUUACAAUAGAUCCUAACUGGAUACCCCCAGUAGUAGAUGUAUUAGUGCUGGGUAUGAAAAAGUUUAAAACAAAUGAGUAUUGUAUAAGGCAGAGGUCGAAUUUGGAUAGAGAGGAUGUGACGGGUGUUUAUGAGAUAGGCGUUUCGAAAGAGGAGAGAUCGGCGAGGAUUUUGGUUAAUAGGUGGCCGGCGGAAAUUCAUGCGCUUAGUCGGUGGUCGAUGAUGGGAAGGGAGGAUGAGGAGGAGGAGGAGGGGCCGGAGUUUUGA
This is a messenger RNA of Sclerotinia borealis F-4128, 951 nucleotides long. NCBI's taxonomy places the organism in Eukaryota, Fungi, Ascomycota, Leotiomycetes, Helotiales, Sclerotiniaceae. The record is from the annotation of a GenBank genome assembly.